Ceratitis capitata (Mediterranean fruit fly) is the source of this 2120-nucleotide messenger RNA. It is a transcript of the gene Mon1, whose product is annotated as vacuolar fusion protein MON1 homolog A. Bases 82 to 1719 code for a protein of 545 amino acids. The record is from RefSeq and is a predicted model, not a curated record. Gene Ontology annotation, biological process: protein targeting to vacuole; endosome to lysosome transport via multivesicular body sorting pathway. Lineage: Eukaryota; Metazoa; Arthropoda; Insecta; Diptera; Tephritidae. The transcript has 4 exons.
CAAAUCAAUAUUUGCAGAACAUUUUAUGGAACGAUCGUUGCUUACCGAGGCUGUUGACAACAAAUAAACAAAUAAAUAAAAAUGGAUGUGGAACCACCCACGAAUUAUUCGGAUUCAGCGUCCAUGCAGUCGAACUCGGAAUACUCUGAUGCUGAAUGUGAACCUCACAUAGAUGAAAACGAAUAUUUCCACGAUACAGAGCGUGAACACAACGAGAUUGCCCACAGUGUCAUAAGCGAAAUACGCGAAGGCCUAACGCCAGGAACACAAAAUGCAUCGAAUGGUAUAAAUGGUAAAAACGCCAAUACAUCUACUAAUGUACACAAAUCUGUAUCUGCGGAAUCCCUACCCAUAAGCAACAGCACCAGUACGGUAUCGGGCGAAAUUGUUAACUCAUUAUCAGCUGCGACAUUAGAUGAAGGUGAUGAUGAUGAUGCACAAUUUGAUUAUAUGCAUGAUAGUGUAUGGCGUGGACAAAAGAAGCAUAUUUUUAUCUUGAGUGAAGCGGGGAAGCCCAUAUAUUCACUACACGGCAAUGAAGACAAAUUAGCGACUCUCUUUGGAGUUAUCCAAGCAUUGGUUAGCUUCGUGCAACAUGGGCAGGAUGCUAUAACGUCCAUACAUGCGGGUGGCAUAAAAUUUGUUUUCCUGGUGCGUAAUACGCUAAUACUGGUGGCAGCUUCGCGUACAAAUAUGAGUGUGGCGCAGCUGCAAUUACAGCUGAGCGAUGUCUACAAUCAAAUUUUGUCCACGCUCACUAACAAACAUGUUACACGUAUAUUUGAAAAGCGUAAAAAUUUUGAUCUGCGUCGUUCGUUAGCAGGUAGUGAACGACUAAUAUAUCAUUUGCUCUCAAAUGAUAGCAGUAAUAAGCGAGUGACCAACAACGUAUUCACCUUCCUAACAAACUCUAUACGCGUACUGCCUCUGCCGACAACGGUGCGUGCAAGUAUUGUUAGUGGCAUACAAAGUAAUUGCUCAAAAAUUAAAGAUUUAGUUUUCGCUGUGCUCAUAGCUAAUAAUAAAUUAAUAUCACUUAUACGUAUGAAGAAAUAUUCCAUCCAUCCAGCUGACUUAAGGCUGAUAUUUAACCUCAUCGAGUGCUCAGAAUCGUUUAAGUCUUCGGAAAAUUGGACACCUAUAUGUCUGCCGAAAUUCGAUAUGAAUGGCUAUUUGUAUGCGCAUGUUUCAUACCUAACAGAUGAUUGCCAAGCGUGCCUUUUGCUGCUCUCCGUCGAUCCUAACGUGUUCUUCACACUAUCCGAUGCUAAGCGACGCAUAACCGAUAAGCUGCGCUCAACAAAAAGUCUCGAAGCGAUUAGUAGGGAAAUUGAGAAACCCACAAAUGGCGGCUUAAAUUUAACAGCUAUUGGCAUACCAGAACUACGGCACUUCCUGUAUAAACCAAAAACGGCAGCGCAACUACUCUGCUCCGAGUUAAUGCCACCAUAUACAACACUAAAAGAGUUUGAACGUUUGGAGGGCAUCUAUUGUGAUUUAUUGCAUCGCAUACAUAACAGUACGCGUCCGUUGAAAUUGAUUUACGAAGUACACGAACGUGAAGUGGUGCUCGCCUGGGUAACGGCGGCUUACGAGUUAUAUGCGGUAUUUGAGCCGUUGGUUGAUAAAUGUGCAGUGAUUAAAAAUGUCGACAAAUUGAUUAAAUGGAUUGAAAAGGAAUAUGAUGUCUUCUUCAUACGAAACCAUCCAACCUUCUGAGGUUGGUGGUUGCUUGGCGAAAUGUUAAGCACUGAUAUGUAAUAGUGUUUGUAGAUAAUAGAGCGGCGUUAGAAGACAAAAGUGAUAUAUUUUUCUCUUUGAUUAUAAUUAUAUGCAUAUUGAGUAUGCAUGAAUAAGUAUUUCAUAAACAAAUUGAGCACUUAGUGCAACCGUGCUCAUUAUGUAGGUUUUGUAAGAAUUAUUGGCAUGCUAAUAUAGAGAAACUAAGUUUAAAGUACGUAAUACAAUCAUUGAAAGAAAAAAAUGUUUAAAUUUGACAAUUUCAUGCAAUAUGUAAAUAAUUGUAAACUCUUACAAACAAACAUAUUCUUAGUUGAUAUUUAUCUAGUUAAAUGACGUUGAUUAUUAGUUAUGUAUUAUGAAAAUACAACUAUAUGAAA